CUUACACGGAAGCUUGGAUAAGUUCCCUAUCAAAAGUCCAGACCUAUUCUGUACAAAAAGCCACUUUGCAUUUACAAACGGCAACCGAUUUAGGUUUCACUGGUUUUCACUGGUUUUCGCUCGCCAUGACUUCAGAAUAUCGUCCUUAACCUAGUUUGAAAUAUAUGGUUUUGUAAACUCCAUAAUCCAAAGCUCUGCCGCCUGCGAGAGCUUGCGACGGAGCUAUCCUAAUUCUUUUCUCAUCCAUUCAAGUUUCGUGUAUAUUCGCCUGGCGCAUUACUGUACAAACGAUAUCGAAACACCAUGAUACGACUUCUUAAACUGCCAUGUGGCCUUGCUGCCACUCUCUUGGCAACAGUUUGCUUAAAUACGGGUCAUGCCGUAGCUGGGCCGUCUGUCAAUGUUGCCAUGAGAGCUGCCUUUCCUGCGCCCCCGUAUAUCGUUGAGCUUUUAGAAGCCGCUGCUGGAGAGAACGCGACGUCUUAUUUCCCACUCCUCGACCGUAUCGCCGACGGUGCCUUUACAAACGCAAAGACAGAUAAGGAACUCUAUGAGAAGUUCCUCCAGGUUCUGAAGGAGGAUGGCCAUAUGCAGACCCCCAAGGCGUUAUCCACAUUUAAACUUGCUCUCUCCAUGAGGUCAGCGGCUCCGAGAAUAGAGGCGCAUUACCAAUACUAUGAUACAGCCGUAACGCCUUCUCUGGGAGCAGCCAGAGCUGACUGUGCUGAAUGGAUACUCCUUGGUGGAAAGCAGUAUUGUUCGGCUUCACUUACGCACGCCGAAGGGCAGAUUACAGGAGAUUCACAAUUACGAUCGCUCCCAUUCGAUCGUACUUUGGGUACUGGUUCUGAGGCGAUAUUAUAUGCGGAUAUCACUAAGCCUGAAUUCAGCUCUUUUCACAAAUCCCUAGUGGAUAUGGCCCGAAAGGGAGAAGUCACUUAUCGGCUUCGAUAUCGUGUCGAUCAAGCUGAAGAACGAGAGCCGCUGCCGGUCGGCGGGUACGGAAUAGAACUUCAACUAAAGCGCACGGACUAUAUCGUCAUUGACGAUCGCGAGGCCGAAGCUCAGACAGAUUCAGCAGACAAACCCGCUCCUACUGAUGUUGUACUCGACGGCGAGGAGGAGGUUACUGACUUGAAGCCAUUAUCGAGUUCCGAAUUAGCAUCAUUAGGACUCAAGGCGGGUUCUUUCAUUAUGCAAAGCGAUGACCCUUUUCAGACCUUAAUCAAGUUGACCCAGGAUUUCCCCAAGUUCUCGGCCUCAAUCGCAGCGCACAAUGCUUCAGACGCGUUCGUUAAGGAGCACCGUCAUAACCGGGCUUUAGGAGUUCCUGCUGGAAUGAAUGUCUUUUGGAUGAACGGCGUCCAACUCAUUGAGCGACAAAUUGACCCAUUUAGUCUCGUCGACAGCAUUCGAAGGGAAAGAAAGCUCAUUGAAGGUGUAACGGAUUUGGGUCUAACUGGUAAAGAGGCUGUCUCUUUAUUGGGGAACCGAGAAGUGACAAUAGCUAAGUCCGACGAUGAACCUCGUAGAUUCGACUGGCGGGACGAAAUCGAAGAGGGCCGUGUUAUUGUAUGGCUAAACAACAUCGAGAAAGACAAGCGUUAUGCUGAUUACCCCAAGAGUCUUAUGAGCCUCAUGCAAAGGACGUACCCGGGGCAGGUCCCUCAGAUUCGUAAAGAUAUUUUCAACCUUAUCGCUCCAGUUGACUUCAGCAAACCGGAAGACCUUUCUCUAGUCGUCGAACAACUUCAAUCCUUCAUUAAGAGACUAUUGCCUGUCCGCUUCGGGCUGGUCCCUUUGACGCCGACUAAGGAAGCCGAGGAACGAGCAAAGGUGGUCUACCACCUCCUCGAGAACUAUGGGCUAGCUAGCUUGAUGUCCUACCUAGAGGCCUGUAGCAAAGGAGGCCAUUCCGGGCAAGCAAGUUUCGACAAGGCUAUCAAAAAUCGAUCUCCGAAAGCUGAAGCGACUCCCCUCCCAUUCAAGGAGGUCCUCGAGUCAGAACAUUAUGCCAAGCAAGUUGAACUUUCCAGGCACUGGGUAGAACGACUCAAUGCCAACCCUGAAGUGCCUCUAUUAUUUCUCAAUGGAUUAGCUAUACCCCGGCAGGAUAAAUGGCUUCAGAUGAUGAGUAUGAGGAUGAGUAGUGAUCUACAGAUAGUCCAACAGGGUAUUUUCAUGGGCUCGGUCGACGACGAAACAUGGAUCCCGGGUCUUUUGUUAGAGGGUGCACCAACCCGACGUAAUUCCUACAUCUUCCCCGAGGGCGAUAACACCCUCACUGUCUUAAACGUCAACAAGCUAUACUCGGAGCACAAGGAUCUAUUCGAUCAGAUUCCUGCCAUCGAAGCAAGCGAAGACACGAGCAAGGAAACGUGGGCUACUCUUACUGUUGUCGCUGAUCUAAGCUCUCAAGAAGGUCUCCAUCUUUUAUUGUCGGCUUUAUCAUUCAGACGUAACAACCCGGGUGUGCGUCUUGAUAUCAUCAAUAACCCUCUACCAUCCAGUAAUGCGCAUCAGACCAACGUGUUACUCAAAAAGGAUGUUACCAAGUUAUUGGAGGUAGAGAAUCUUGAAACCCUCGAGCUACUCUUAUCAGGGGCAAUCGACGUGCGGGAUGAUGGAUACAACGCUGCCUUGUCACGAUUUCUUACCGCCGCCGCCAUCAUCCCAGGCUCCCAGCUGCUUAUCCUUAAUGGUCGUGUAGUUGGCCCAUUUGCUGCUAGCUCGGCAUUCAAGGAGAGCGAUUUCGACUUGCUUCUCGAAUUUGAACAAGGAGCACGAAUACUCCCAGUAUAUAGAGCAGUAGAUGCACUAGGUCUAACAGAAAAGAUUUCGGGACCUCUAGCCGCCGCGAAACUUACAUCAGUCACGGCUUUAUCUACCAUGUCGGAUCUACCCGAGGGGAUUUUUGAGUCAGCCCCAACUCUAAGAACAACAAUGUAUGACCAGUGGAACUCAACUCAUACGAUGAUCGAUGUCGGUGAUCCUUCUACAGCGAACAUCCACUUCGUUUCUAUGAUCAACCCUGCUAGCGAGGUAGGGCAGAAGUGGGCUGCUAUACUCAAAGUUCUAUCUCAGCUAGAUGGCGUCUACAUGCAAAUCUUCUUAAAUCCGAAGGAGAAGCUCGAAGAGCUUCCUAUCAAAAGAUUUUACCGAUACAUAUUAGACUCAGCACCGUCUUUUGACGAUUCCGGCAAGGUCAGCCCUCUAGGUGCGACUUUCAAAGGACUUCCUUCUGAAGCUCUCCUCAACCUGGGCAUGGACGUACCACCUGCUUGGCUAGUAGCAGCAAAAUACUCCGUUCAUGACUUGGAUAAUUUGAAGCUAAGUUCCAUCAAAGCAGAUGUAGAUGCCACCUACGAACUCGAGCAUAUUCUCAUUGAAGGCCACUCCCGAGAAAGCACGAGCAGUCCUCCUCGCGGCGUGCAAUUAUUGCUUGGUACCGAGCUUGACCCCCAUUUUGAUGACACAAUAAUCAUGUCCAAUCUUGGAUAUUUCCAAUUUAAAGCCAAUCCUGGCUAUUACAAUAUACAUCUCAAAGAAGGGAGAAGCUCGGAGAUUUUCGAUAUCAUCAGCGUAGGCGCAAAGGGAUAUAACGCAGUUCCGGGUGAUGAAGGCACCGAAGUUGCUCUUAUAGACUUCCAAGGUACGACGUUAUACCCACGGCUCCAGAGAAAACCCGGUAUGGAACUCGAAGAUGUCCUCGAAGAAGGCACGGAUACUGGAGGAGAUAUCCUUUCCCGCGGCCUUAAGUUUGCCGAGGGAAUUCUCGGCGGAUCAAAGUCGAAGUUGAAAUCUGUGUCGGACGAAGUGCAUGCUGAGAUCAAUAUCUUCUCCGUCGCAAGCGGUCACCUUUACGAGCGCAUGCUCAAUAUCAUGAUGGUAUCUGUUAUGAAGAAUACGAACCACACAGUCAAGUUCUGGUUCAUUGAGCAAUUCCUAUCCCCGUCCUUUAAGGAUUUCAUCCCCCAUCUUGCCAAAGAGUACGGUUUCAAAUACGAGAUGGUUACGUAUAAAUGGCCACACUGGCUACGCCAGCAAAAGGAAAAGCAACGUGAAAUCUGGGGCUACAAGAUUCUUUUCCUCGAUGUCCUUUUCCCUCUAUCUCUCGACAAGGUCAUAUUCGUCGAUGCGGAUCAGAUUGUGAGAACGGAUAUGAUGGAUCUUGUCAAUCUCGAUCUUGAGGGCGCGCCCUACGGGUUUACGCCUAUGUGCGACUCUCGGACCGAGAUGGAGGGUUUCCGCUUCUGGAAGCAAGGUUACUGGAAGAAUUACCUCCGUGGUAAUCCAUACCACAUCUCGGCUCUCUACGUAGUCGAUCUUCGCCGUUUUAGGCAACUCGCAGCCGGCGACAGGCUCAGGCAGCAUUAUCACCAACUGUCGGCCGACCCGGCUUCUCUCUCCAAUCUCGACCAAGACUUGCCCAAUCAUAUGCAAUUUGUCAUCCCAAUCCACAGCUUAUCCCAAGAGUGGUUGUGGUGCGAGACGUGGUGCAGUGACGAGAGUCAAAAAGAAGCACGUACCAUCGAUUUAUGCAACAACCCACAAACUAAGGAACCAAAACUAGAUCGAGCUAGAAGACAGGUACCAGAGUGGACCGUAUACGAUGACGAGAUUGCGGCGGUAGAUCGACGACGGAGAGGUUUAAUCACGGACGAUGAUACGCAGAAGGUGCUUGCGGGUAGUAGCGAAGAGAAGAACACCAAGAGUAGAACGCUUGAAGAGUCCGAACCUAGGACGAAGAAAGAUGAACUAUAGAAUCUCAGGCAUACAAGUACUUACAUAGAGUAAAUGAAACCAUU
This is a messenger RNA of Annulohypoxylon maeteangense, 4808 nucleotides long. Its product is annotated as UDP-glucose:glycoprotein glucosyltransferase. The record is from RefSeq and is a predicted model, not a curated record. Gene Ontology annotation, cellular component: endoplasmic reticulum. Bases 304 to 4764 code for a protein of 1486 amino acids. The transcript has 4 exons. Lineage: Eukaryota; Fungi; Ascomycota; Sordariomycetes; Xylariales; Hypoxylaceae. Gene Ontology annotation, molecular function: UDP-glucose:glycoprotein glucosyltransferase activity.